GGUCACUUUCCUUCUGUCAGUUUUUGGGUACAUAAAUUGCAAGAUCGGUGGAUGAUAAAUUCGCUGGAGUUUUCCUCGGUGAUUAGGAACUUUUCCGUCCCAAGGCAGACGUCUAUCAAGAUUUCUUGCGUCCCGGGCGAGCUUCAAUAGCUAUACCAACCCCCAGUGAACAUGCGGACGGAAGGAGUCCUCACUAGGGGAACCUUUGCGGGGAACAAUGACGGAAACUUCAGUUCUGUAUGUCCCAACGGAACGGAAUGGAUCUGGUUUGGGCUUGGGGAAUGCGCACAGGAUGCCAGGGAUAUGGCCAGCGUCAUGCUAGGCCUUUUGUCCAUAUUGUGCUUCAUGGUGUCUUCAAUCCCACAAUACAUCAGCUCCUGUAAGACUGGAAACAUGGACAGUGCUCUGUCCAUUUGGUUUCUAUUGCUGUGGCUGGCUGGUGACACCUGCAAUCUAGUGGGUUCCUUCCUUGCCGACCAGCUUCCACUCCAGACAUACACAGCAGUGUAUUAUGUCCUGGCUGAUUUGGUGAUGCUGGCAUUGUACUGUUACUACAUGGCUAAGAACAAGAUGUCUGACAGCAGGUCAUCUCUCAACGCGUUGGCUUUGAUCUACCUCCUUGGAUUCACCGCCAGCUUCCUCACCCUACCUGGGUCAGGACCUCAACAGGAAGUGAUGACCUCUGGGUUCAAAGGUCGGGCUUUGUUGUCAACCUCGGAGGCUGGUGUUUCUAGUAUUCAGGCUUUCACUACCAAGGAGAUAAUAGGGUUCACCAUUGGCUCAGUGUCCUCUGUGCUCUACCUCUGCUCCAGACUGCCACAGAUGCACACUAAUUACAAAAGGAAGUCGACCGAAGGCGUGUCCUACUUCCUGUUUGCGCUCGUCAUCCUGGGGAACACCACUUAUGGCCUCAGCGUGCUGCUCAAGAAUCCGGAGCGAGGCCAGGGCGAGGAGAGCUACAUCCUCCAUCACUUGCCCUGGCUCAUCGGCAGCCUUGGCACCCUCUCGCUCGACAUCCUCAUCUCCUUCCAGUUUCUCAUAUACCGAAAUGCUCCUGUUGCGACAGAGAAGCAUAGUGAUGAGACUGCUGCUCUGCUUGGAAACUGAAAGAACCUUGAGUCUGUUGGAUCAACUGGUUUAAGAUGAAGCAACAGUCGUUUACAACCAAUGAACUCUCCAACUCACAUUCCUGACACACUAGACAGAAACACAGAUUUUCUUUUCUUGCAAUUUUUUUCAUUUUAUUUAUAUGUAAAAAACAAUUGUAUAAUAAUUCUUUUUUUUCUGUCUGUAUAUGGAUUGUGAAAAAUACGCAACGGUGGUCAUUAAGAUGUCCGUAGCAUAUUUUCUUGAUUGCCUUAAAUUAGUUUUUUUUUUUUAAAGGGACCUUGAAAUUUUAAUGUCUUAAUCAAGAAUGGGAAACUCCAGUCAUUGAAUUGUGUCAGAAUGCUGACUUGAUGUUGACACUCUAAGAUACAUGUUUAAAAUGAGUCUUUUCUCAUUUACUUUUCCGUUUCCUUUCCUACUGAAACAAGAAGGUGGGAAAAACUACAAUUUCUGUCCAGAACUUGAGAUGCUUCCAACAUGCGUUCAAUCUAAAUACCUCCAGUUUUUCAAACUUGCUACAAUCAAACUUUUCAAACGGAUAAUCUUGACACUAAUCACUGCAAUGAGCCUCUCAACGUUCACCUACGAGAACUCCUGUCUGUUUUGAAUCAUGUUUACAAGGCACAACAAUUAUCGUGUGGAUUUAAAUACUGGAAUUUGUACAUGUGAAAUUAUUGUAACUUUUACUUAGUUAUGUGUAAAUGUGUGCAGUAAAGUACAGUUUUUCAUGUUAUUUAACCAUACACGGUGAUGGCCUUGUGUUGAAACUUUAAAUAUGAAUGCAUUUUGUGCAGUUAUCUUUACAGUCAUAAUUUGUUUCAAUAAUUGCCUUUUACUUUAUUUUUUAUUUGGAGACUAGACAUCGUAUAUUUGCUUAGUGUCAACGUACAUUUAUCACAGCAUUUAUCCAGUGAUGGAAUGGUUUAGUUUUUUGUAAAUGGUUUUAAGUUAACUUAAAUUGUUUCUUUUUUCCCUAACCCAUGUCGUGCUUUAUCACAAAUUACAUGUUUGCACAGUUGUGAUUUAUGUUUGUCACAAAUUAUCACAUCCUACUUCUUUGAUCAACUGAUGUCACUUUUAAAUGUUCCAAUGAGUUAGGUGUAAUAAAGUGAGCUUUUAAUUGAAAUGGGAAAA
Messenger RNA from Hypomesus transpacificus, 2241 nucleotides. RefSeq names its product solute carrier family 66 member 1 (gene slc66a1). The record is from RefSeq and is a predicted model, not a curated record. Lineage: Eukaryota; Metazoa; Chordata; Actinopteri; Osmeriformes; Osmeridae. The transcript is spliced from 9 exons. The coding region runs from base 172 to 1107 and encodes 311 amino acids.